CCCCAGGUUAUGGAAGUGCUGACUAACAGAAAUCUGUCUUCAUGAAAGUUCACCCAUAACAUUUGAAAGAAUUUUUCACAAUCAAUGCUGGCACCUCACAUGGCUGCAUUCUCAGGCCCUCUACUCUAGUGCCCAUGGCCAGAUUCUGCUUGAAUUUACAGAUGAUACCACUGUAGUGGGCCAUAUCUCAACGUAAGUAGUUGUGGUAAAGGAAGGAGAUAGAGAGCCGAUGUCAUGAGAACGGCUUUUCCCUCACUGCCAGAAAAACAGAGCUGGUCAUUGACUUUUUGAAGGGGACAGUGAACCUACUCCUAUUCACAUUAACAGUGCUGAAGUCAAGAGUGUUGACUACUUUAGUCCCCAUGAGUGAACAUCACCAAUAACCUGUCCUGGUCUUACCAUGAUGACACAACAAAUCUCUCGCAUCUCUAUUUGCUCAGGAGGCUAAACAAAUUGGGCACCAUACACAACAUUCCGGAGGAACUCAGUAGAUCAAUCAACAGCCAUGGAAAUGAACAAACAGUCGAUGUUUCGGGCCAAGACCCUUCAUUGGGACGGGAAAGGAAGGAGAAAGACGCCAGAGUGAAAAGAUGGGGGGGGGGGGGAGGCGAAGGAGGAUAGCUAGUAUGUGAUAGGUGAAGCCAUGUGGUGAACUACAUUUACCUGUCUGAACACGCCCCUCUGCUGACUGCUCCUAUGGCUCCUCCCACAGACCCCUGUAUAAAGGCGAUUGGAGGCACUGCUCCUCCCUCAGUCUCCAGGAUGUUGUGUGGCGGUUUCUUGCUGCUAAUUGUGGUCUCCUGCAGCUAAUAAAAGCCUAUCGUUUGCCUCCCAUCUCCGUGAGUUAUUGACAGUGCAUCAAGCCAGGUGGGUGUGAAAGGUAAAAGGCAGACAAUGAAGGAAUUUGAUAGGAGAGGAGAGUGGACCAUAGGGAAGGAGGGGGGGCACCAGAGGGGUUGAUGGGAAGAUGAGCAGAGAUAACGGGCCAGAGUGGGGAAUAGAAGAAGAGGAGAGGGGCAGGAGAAUUUUUUUUACCAGAAGGAGAAAUCAAUGUUCAUUCCAUCAGGUUGGAGGCUACCCAGACAGAAUAUAAGGAAUUGCUUCUCCACCCUGAAGGUGGCUUCAUCUAGAUGCAUAAAAUUGAUAUGUCAAAAUGGAAAUGGGAAUGAGAAUUAAAAUGCCGGGCCACCAGAAAUUUCCACUUUUGUCGGAUGGAGCGGAAAUGCAGGUGGAGGGGAGGCGCUCGACGAAGCGGUCCCCCAGUUUAUGACAGGUAUCACUGAUGUAGAGGAGGCUGCAUCAAAAGCGUUGCCUCACCUGGAAGGACUGUUUGAGAUGCUGAAUGGAAGUGAGUGAGGAAGUGAAUGGGCAGGGGUAACACCCUGGCUACUUGCAGGAUGGGACAUCAGCGGGGCGGGACAAAUGGAUAAUGGAAUCACGGAGGCAGUGACCCCUGUGAAAAAUGGACAGUGAUGGCAGGGGUGGGGGGUAAAGGUGUGUUUGGUGGUAGAAUCCCUUUGGUGAUGGUAGAAGUUGUUGAGAAUGUGUGUUGAACACGGAGGCUCAUGGGCUGGUAGGCAAGGACGUGAGGAACAUUAUCACUGCUAAAGCUGCGGGAAGAUGGGGUGAGUGCAGAUAUAUAGGAAAUGGAGGAGAUGUGGAUGAAGGACAAAGGGAAGCCCCGUUCUUUAAAGAAGGAGGACAUAUCUGAUGUCCUGGAAAGGAAAGCUUCUUCCUGGGACAGAUGUAGUGGAGAUGAAGAUACCGAAAAAAGGGAAUAGCAUUUUUACAGGAGACAAGAUGGGAAGAGGAAUAGUCAAGACAGUUGCGGGAAUCGGUAGAUUUAUAAAAGAUGUCGGUCGAUAGUUUGUCUCCAGAUAUGGAGACAGAAUGAUCAAGAAAGGGACGGGAGGAGUCAGGGACCAAAUGAAUUUAAGGGCAGGGUGGAAGUUGGAGGCAAAGUUUUUUGAAAUUGACAAACCUAGCUUGGAUGCAGGAAACAGCACCAAUGUAGUCAUCAACGUAGUGUAGGUAGAGUUGGGGGGCAUUACUGGGGAAGUCUUGGAACAUGGACUGUUCGACCUAGCCAAUGAAAAGGCAGGCAUAGCUGCGGCCCGGGCAGGUGCCUACGGCUACCCCUCGAGUCUGACUAGUGAAGACUUAAACAUGGAGUGCUCUACGUAACCUAUGAAAAGACAGGCAUUGCUGGGGCCCAUGUGGGUGCCCAUGGCUACUCCUCGAGUCCGAUCGGGCAUAUUUGGUACAUCUUCUUGACUAUCACCAAUUUGUAUCAUUGCACCAUAGUGAGCAUCCAAUCUGGAUGCAUUAUGGCUUGUUAUGGCAACUACUCUGCCCAUGACUCCAAGAAAAUGCAGAAUCAUGGACAUAGUCCAGCACAUUACUGAAAACCAGCCUCCCCUCAAAGGGCUCUGUUUACAUUUCUUGCUGCCUCAGAAAAGCAGCCAGCAAAUCAAAGGUCCCUACUUCUCUAGACAUUCCCUUUUCAACCCCCUCCCAUUGUGCAGGAGAUACAAAGGACUAAAAAGUCCCAGAGUUGCAGCUGGCUUCAGGGCAACAGAGGGAAUAGGGUCAGUUAAGGAACUAUGGAAACACCAUGUUGCAGUAAUGGCAUACCGUGAAGAAUAUUUGAAUGCUUGGAAACACCAGAACAUUGAGGUUUUACUCUGUCCAUCAUUAGGACCUGCACUUAAUAUUGGAUAUGCAGGAAAAUUGUCAGCUGCAUCCAGCUAUAUGGUUAUUUUCAACUUGUUAAAUUUUCCUGCGGGUGUUCUGCCAGUCACCAAAGUAACAGAGGAAGAUGAAAAAGAGCUGAUGAACUAUACUGGUUACCGAAAUGAUAUUUGGGACAGAACUUUCAAGAAGGCUAUGGCAGGAGGUGUUGAUCUUCCUUUAGCUGUGCAGUGUGUGGCCCUACCCUGGCAGGAUGAACUCUGUCUUCGUUUCAUGAAGGAGGUGGAAAGACUCGUCAAUUUAAAGAAAAUUAUCUAACUACUUCUGGAAGAAUACAGUAUUCAGCAAGCUUUGUUCUGAGAUGACUUUAAAGUUAUUCAGUGUCAAUGAGCCAGCUCCAUUUACCAUUUACAAUUGCACUUCCACUAUUAGGACAUUUGUGUGAAUGACGUUGGGGAAUUAUUGCUUAAAGUGAACUCAGCAGCUUCUCACAAUCAAAAUUUUUUGGAUGAUAAUGUGGCACUUAAUAUUUAAAAAAAGCAAUUCCAGAAAUAUACCAAAUAAAAAUA
This is a messenger RNA of Hypanus sabinus (Atlantic stingray), 3260 nucleotides long. RefSeq names its product fatty-acid amide hydrolase 1-like. The record is from RefSeq and is a predicted model, not a curated record. NCBI's taxonomy places the organism in Eukaryota, Metazoa, Chordata, Chondrichthyes, Myliobatiformes, Dasyatidae. Gene Ontology annotation, molecular function: amidase activity; fatty acid amide hydrolase activity. The transcript is spliced from 6 exons. The coding region runs from base 2338 to 3009 and encodes 223 amino acids. Gene Ontology annotation, biological process: fatty acid catabolic process.